AGCUUCUGCUCUCUCUCUCUCUCUCUCUCUCUCUCUCUCUCUCUCUCUCCAUUUUCUCGAGAAAAUCUCAUAUUUUCCUUUCUCGACAAUCUAGCUCCCCAGAAAAUUCAGCCUUCUACAAAAACACAAACUAUAUCUAUACAUAUAUAUAUAUAUAUAUAUAUACUUGUAUGGAUCGGAGGCGAGCGGCGAGUCCGGUGUACACGGGGUCAUCUUCUCCGGACACUGGCCUCUCCACCAUCAAGAGGAAUCAGAACUUCGCUGCCAAGGCCGCCGCUCAGCGUCUCGCUCAGGUAAUGGCUUCUCAGACCGCCGACGACGACGACGACGACGACGACGACGAAGAUGACGAUGGGUUCCGAAUUGGUGCUCCUUCAUCUGUUAAUAGUAUACCUAAUAGAUCUCCGUCACCUGCGUUAGGUCGGAACUUUAUGGAGAGCACUUCUUCAAUUCAUUCCACAUCAGUCGGAAGGCCAUCAAUGUCAGUUCAUUCAACGGCAUUAGUGCCACCUAGUCGAGGAUCAUUGAGAACUCCGGUCCCCAUUCUACCGAUAGAACCUCCUAGUAACAGACUAAGAGAAAACAGGUUUACAUCAGAUGCUGGUCGUAAAGACUUGAAAGAUACAGACUACCAGCGGGAGGCUUCUGCACUAAGAGAUGAACUUGAUAUGCUGCAGGAGGAGAAUGAUAUUAUACUUGAUAAGCUUCGGUGUGCGGAAGAAAAGCAUGAAGAAGCAGAGGCUAGAGCCAGGGUGCUAGAGAAACAGGUUGCUACCCUUGGGGAGGGCAUAUCGUUCGAAGUUAAAUUGUUGACCAGGAAGGAAGCAGCAUUGCGUCAAAGAGAGGUUGCUCUUAAAGCUGCGCAACAAACAAAGGAUGGGAGAGAUGAGGAAAUUACUGCGCUUCAUGUAGAAAUUGAGAACUUAAAAGAUGAUACUGAAAGUGCUUCAGAACAGCUCCGUGAAGCAGAAUCUGAAGCAAAAGCUCUUCGCACAAUGACUCAAAGAAUGAUUUUGACACAUGAGGAGAUGGAGGAGGUUGUUUUGAAGAGGUGUUGGCUUGCUCGGUAUUGGGGCUUGGCUGCACAGCAUGGCAUCUGUGCAGAUAUAUCAGUCUCAAAGCAUGAGCACUGGUCAUCUUUAGCGCCUCUUCCAUUUGAAGUUGUCAUUUCUGCUGGACAGAAGGCCAAGGAGGAGUCUUGGAAUAGUGGUAACAAUGAUUCAGAUAGGAGGAGCAAACUUGUUCGUGAUCCAAAUGACCUAACUGGAGAAGGAAAUAUUGAAACUAUGCUUUCUAUUGAAAUGGGCUUAAGGGAACUAGCUUCCUUGAAGGUUGAGGAUGCUAUUGUCCUUGCAUUUGCUAAACACCGACGGCCAAAUUUGGUUCAAGAAUUCUACACAGAUCCCAAAGCAUCAGGCGAUCCCAAGUUUAUGGAGGGAUUUGAACUAAGUCCAGAGGAAUCAGAAGAUGUUCUUUUCAAGCAGGCUUGGCUUAUGUAUUUUUGGAGAAGAGCCAAAACUUAUGGUGUAGAAGAGGAUAUUGCCGAAGAGCGACUUCAAUUUUGGAUAAGCCGUAGUGGGCAGUCUCCAACAUCACAUGAUGUGGUUGAUGUUGAGCGAGGCUUGACAGAGCUGAGGAAACUGGGAAUAGAACAGCAACUGUGGGAAGCAUCCCGCAAGGAAAUUGACCAGCCCUCUCCAGCCUCAGUCGCUAAUUCCAAACUUGCUGCAGAAUCAGAGACAUCUCCGUGAUGGCUGUGGCCAUGAUUUAUUGGUUUUUUUUUUUUUUUUUAAUUUGAUUUUUGCCUCCUAUACUAAGUUUCAUUGAUGUUGUCGUUAGGAUAGCCUUCUUUGUUCUCUGUGAUUCGUUUGAGCCAUGUAUGUGGCCACAUUAUAUCUCUUCUGGUUACCUUUACAUACAGGAAAUGUAAUUGAGGCUUGUUUGUAAAAUAUAGAUUGGAUGCUGUAAAACCAAAUUAAAUGUUGAUCACCAUAGCUGCGUUUAAUCCCAGCUAUCAAUUGCUUCUUUUCUUUUUUU
Molecule: messenger RNA, 2037 nt
Organism: Camellia sinensis
Lineage: Eukaryota; Viridiplantae; Streptophyta; Magnoliopsida; Ericales; Theaceae
Source: RefSeq, a predicted model, not a curated record